Molecule: messenger RNA, 807 nt
Organism: Cherax quadricarinatus
Lineage: Eukaryota; Metazoa; Arthropoda; Malacostraca; Decapoda; Parastacidae
Product: cuticle protein AM1199-like
Cellular component (GO): chitin-based extracellular matrix
Molecular function (GO): structural constituent of chitin-based larval cuticle
Source: RefSeq, a predicted model, not a curated record
CGGGUGUAUGAGGAGAGAGGCAUCAUUCACCAGACUUUACCUCUCUCACUCUCACCUUUCUGCACCUUGCAACACCUGCAACAUGAGGACUUUUGUGAUGAUGGCUGUGCUCGCCUUGGCAGCAGCUGACAAACGACCACUCACAACCUAUGGAGCACCAGGCCCUGCUAGUCAUGGUCACCAGGGACCCCAGAUCGCUAUCAUCCGCGACGAUCGAGUACACCCUGAUGCCCAGGGACUUUACUCCUUAAACUUGGAGACCGAGGACGGUAUUGUGAGGCAGGAGUCUGGCGGUCCCGGCGGUAGUCAGCAGGGCUCUGUCAGCUUUACUUUCCCCGAUGGACAAGUGUUCGACCUGAAAUUCGUCGCCGACGAAGGUGGCUACCAGCCCCAGUCCUCUUACCUACCAGUGGCUCCUGAAUUCCCCCACCCAAUCCCUCAGUUCGUGCUGGACCAGAUUGCCUUCGCUGCUCAGGAAGACGCUGCCCGAGCCCGCGGUGAAAUUAGGAGUCCAUCCCCAAGCUACGGUGCUCCCUCCAAGUAAUAACAUUGCCUACUCUAUCUUGACGACAACGUACCACCUUCAAAACUCCCAGCUUCUUCACUGCAUGUCGAAAUGCUUAAACCAAUGUUUUUGUGUCUUGGCCUUAUUAGCAAUGAAUAGUUAUGCCUACCGAGGGACUUGCACGAGUUUUGACUGGGAGAAUGUGGAGUUAUAUUCUCCUUCAUUAUCUGCCGGAAGUUUUAACCAUUAUUUAUUAUAAUUACAUAUAAAUAUUACAUAUAAUAAAUGAUAAACCUGUGUAA